AUGGAAUACAUUGAAUGUUAUGAGAUAUUAUCAACAAAUGGAGAUGAAAAUGAUUUAGCUCAUCCAUCUAUUGUUGCAUUUCCAUCAGCUGAAAAUCAAUUUCAGAUUGAUCUAGGAACAGAAGAUAAAUCAAUACCAAUUCAUGAAAGUGCUCGUUAUUUUGAUUGUGAUGCAUCACUUCAAUGUGUUGAUAGAACUGAACUAAUUCCUAAACAUCAUUUAUCACCAAAUUUACAAAAACGAACAAUAAAUGAACAAGUUUAUAAAGAUAUUCUAACAGAAAUCAAACGAAAACGUGCUUUAGUUAUUUUAAUUGUUGAUCUAUUUGAUAUAGCAAAUUCUGUUAAUCGAUCAUAG
Molecule: messenger RNA, 357 nt
Organism: Rotaria sordida
Lineage: Eukaryota; Metazoa; Rotifera; Eurotatoria; Philodinida; Philodinidae
Source: the annotation of a GenBank genome assembly